AUAUAUAUCUCUCCUCUAUAUAACACCAACAUCACCACAAUUAAUCCUUAUCUGAAGGAGCAAAGAUGGCCAAAGCGACCUUCCUGCUCAUGCUAGCCCUCCUCCUGUGCUGCACGCUAUCCUACGCUGGCCGCCGGGAGAAAACUCCGGCGAAAACCCAACAUGGGGGUGUGGAAGAUGAUCAUCAGCAUGUUGAGGUGGCCGAAGAGAGCUGUGAAGGAGUUGGAGAAGAAGAGUGCUUGAUGAGGCGAACCCUCACUGCUCAUGUCGACUAUAUUUACACCCAAAAGCAGAAGCCAUAGAAGCUUUCCUUCGCUGCCUUGUUUGGCAAGAGAGGAGUUUAAUUAGUUUCUUUGAUUGCUUUCGUUGGGUUUAGCAAUAACUAAAUGAAUAUUAUAUAUACAUAUAUAUCUUCCAAUUCA
Molecule: messenger RNA, 422 nt
Organism: Diospyros lotus (date-plum)
Lineage: Eukaryota; Viridiplantae; Streptophyta; Magnoliopsida; Ericales; Ebenaceae
Product: phytosulfokines 3-like
Exons: 2
Coding region: 66-302 (78 amino acids)
Biological process (GO): cell population proliferation
Cellular component (GO): extracellular region
Molecular function (GO): growth factor activity
Source: RefSeq, a predicted model, not a curated record